AUGGCGGUCACUGCUCACUUUGUUGAUCAAAAUUGGAAUAUGCAAAGUCGGAUCAUGAGGUUUAUUUAUGUGCCUUGUCCACAUACAUCUGAAGUUCUUGCGGAUGUACUUUAUGAUUGUUUAUUGGAUUGGAAUCUUGAUAGGAAACUGUCUACACUAACUGUUGAUAAUUGCACCACAAAUGAUGCAAUAAUCAACAUAUUGUUGGACAAGCUUCCUAUGAGUUCACUUAUGAUGGGUGGGAGGUUGUUCCACAUGCGAUGUUGCGCACACGUUCUUAAUUUGAUAAUUCAAGAUGGAUUGGCUGUUCUUGGGGACGGGAUUGAAAGGAUUAGAGAUAGUGUGGCCUUUUGGACUGUAUCGCCAAAAAGAGAUCAAAAGUUUGAGGAAGCAGCUCGCCAAUUGAGAAUAUCUUCCACCAAGAAAUUGGCACUUGAUUGCAGGACUCGAUGGAACUCUACUUAUUUGAUGAUUAGUGUUGCUAUAGUUUACAAAGACGUAUUUCAACGCUUACACCAACGAGAGUCUCAAUAUAAAAGUUUGCCAACGCAGCAGGAUUGGGAGUUUGCUAAAAAGAUUUGUGAUAGAUUGCAAUUAUUUUAUGAGGUAACAGUAAUGUUUUCUGGUUCAAAGUAUCCCAUYACAAAUGUAUUUUUUCCAUCGAUAUGUGAAAUUAGGUAUUCUUUGGUCGAUUGGUCAUGUUCUCCUAGUGAAGUUAUUAGAAACAUGGCUAAGAAGAUGCUUUUGAAGUUUGAUAAGUAUUGGUCUGUUAUACAUGGGAUUAUGGGAAUGGCAGCGGUUUUAGAUCCUCGGUAUAAAUUGAAGUUUGUGGAGUUACUUUUUCUCGUGUUGUACGGACAAGACAAAUCCGCAACUAAACUUGAAAAGCUUAAGGAAUUGGUCUACACUUUAUUUCAAGAAUAUGAGUUUAGUGAUCCUGGCGUAAGAAACAACAUCGAAGGUGUUAGUGAAUUGGAUAAUUAUUUGAAAGAGAAACUUUUGCCUAAAGACAUGGAACUUGCUUUGCUACAUUGGUGGAAGACAAAUGGGUUUAAAUACCCAACACUUCAAAGGAUGGCUAGAGACAUAUUAGUCGUUCCUAUUUCAACUGUCGCCUUGGAAUCUGCAUUUAGUACCGGUGGAAGAUUGGUGACUCCACAUCGUAGUCGACUUCAUCCAAAAACAUUGGAGGCUCUAAUGUGUGCUCAAAGUUGGCUAUUGAAURAAAUACGAGAAACUUGUUCUGAUGAGACCGAAGCAUAUUGCCGUACGAUUGAGUAUGAUUAUGAUGUGGAAGAGGAAGCUAAGGGAAGUGAAAGCUUGGGUUGA
Molecule: messenger RNA, 1329 nt
Organism: Cynara cardunculus var. scolymus (artichoke)
Lineage: Eukaryota; Viridiplantae; Streptophyta; Magnoliopsida; Asterales; Asteraceae
Product: zinc finger BED domain-containing protein RICESLEEPER 2-like
Exons: 5
Coding region: 1-1329 (442 amino acids)
Molecular function (GO): DNA binding; protein dimerization activity
Source: RefSeq, a predicted model, not a curated record